Messenger RNA from Sinocyclocheilus grahami, 2716 nucleotides. It is a transcript of the gene tbk1, whose product is annotated as TANK-binding kinase 1. Gene Ontology annotation, biological process: peptidyl-serine phosphorylation. Gene Ontology annotation, molecular function: protein serine/threonine kinase activity; ATP binding. NCBI's taxonomy places the organism in Eukaryota, Metazoa, Chordata, Actinopteri, Cypriniformes, Cyprinidae. The record is from RefSeq and is a predicted model, not a curated record. Gene Ontology annotation, cellular component: cytoplasm. The coding region runs from base 103 to 2328 and encodes 741 amino acids. The transcript is spliced from 21 exons.
GUAGGAGUAGUACGGUAUUGCGCCGGUCAGCGUCACUCAUGUGAUGAAAACACGGAACACGGAAGAGACUUUCUGCUCUCGGGGUGAAUCUAUAGAGUCAUCAUGCAGAGUACGGCGAACUACCUGUGGAUGAUGUCUGACCUGCUGGGUCAGGGAGCCACAGCUAACGUUUACCGCGGUAGACACAAGAAAACCGGCGACCUCUAUGCGGUCAAAGUGUUCAAUAACCUGAGCUUCCUGCGUCCGCUGGACGUCCAGAUGAGGGAGUUCGAGGUGCUGAAAAAACUCAACCACAAAAACAUCGUGAAGCUCUUCGCCGUUGAGGAGGAGUCGAACACGCGUCAUAAGGUGUUGGUGAUGGAGUAUUGUCCGUGCGGAAGUCUCUACACGGUUCUCGAGGAACCGACGAACGCUUACGGACUCCCGGAGGACGAGUUCCUCAUCGUUCUGCAGGAUGUCGUGGCGGGAAUGAAUCAUCUGAGAGAGUACGGGAUCGUCCAUCGAGACAUCAAGCCCGGGAACAUCAUGCGUGUGAUCGGAGAAGACGGACGAUCCGUCUAUAAACUGACCGACUUCGGAGCCGCCCGUGAGCUGGAGGACGACGAGCAGUUCGUGUCGCUUUACGGCACAGAGGAGUAUCUGCAUCCUGACAUGUACGAGCGAGCCGUGCUGAGGAAAGACCACCAGAAGAAAUACGGAGCCACGGUGGAUCUGUGGAGCAUCGGAGUCACGUUUUAUCAUGCCGCCAUCGGCAGCCUGCCGUUCAGACCGUUUGAAGGGCCGCGCAGGAACAAAGAAGUCAUGUAUAAGAUCAUCACAGAGAAGCCUUCCGGCGCGAUCUCGGGCCAUCAGAAGUCUGAGAACGGGAAGAUCGAGUGGAGCUCAGAGAUGCCGAUCUCCUGCAGCCUCUCGAAGGGUCUUCAGAGUCUCCUCACUCCAGUGCUAGCCAACAUCCUCGAAGCAGACCAGGAGAAAUGCUGGGGCUUCGACCAGUUCUUCGCUGAGACCAGCGAUAUCUUACACCGCAUCGUGGUCUACGUGUUCAGUCUGCAGCAGGCCACGCUUCACCACAUCUACAUACACGCAUACAACACGGCGAAUCUCUUUCAGGAGCUGCUCUUCAGACGGACAAACAUAACGCCAUCCCAUCAGGACUUUCUGUACGAGGGCCGACACCUCGUCUUCGACCCCAUCCAGCAGGCUCAGACCUUCCCCAAGACCUCCAGAGAGAAUCCCAUCAUGCUGCUGAGCCGAGACCCUGUCAACACCGUCGGCCUGCUGUUUGAGGACCGUGAGUCUGACGACGCCCCAGUCAUGCCAUGCUCGCUCAUAACCAGCCCACCUAAAGUACAGCCGCGCUACGAUCUGGAUCUAGACGCCAGCUACGCCAAGACGUUCGCAGGUGAUGUUGGAUAUCUGUGGAAGACGUCCGAUUCUUUGCUUCUGUACCAGGAGCUGGUGAGGAAAGGUGUCCGAGGCCUGAUCGAGCUGAUCAGAGACGAGUACAGUGAGAAGGCGCACAAGAAGACGGAGGUGAUUCACAUGUGUAACUACUGCAGCCAGACGCUGGAGCGAACCGAGCAGCUGUGUGAGGUUCUGAUGCAGGGAAACCUCCUGUCGGCGGAGUGUGAGGAGAUCCGGGACACGAGGAAGAAGGUGAUGCGGCUCUCCGGCUCUCUGGGCUCCAUGGAGCAAACGCUUCAGGACAUCAGCAGCAUGUUCCUGCCGGGAGGAAGUCUGACCGAUACGUGGACGCAGCAAGUGGGAACGCACCCCGAGGACAGGAAUGUGGAGAGGAUCAAGGUUCUGCUGGACGCCAUCAGCAGCAUCUACCAGCAGUUCAAGAAGGACAAGGCCGAGAGACGUUUGCCUUAUAAUGAAGAACAAAUCCACAAGUUUGACAAGCAAAAGCUGGUUCUUCAAGCCACCAAAGCGCGGGCGCUCUUCACAGACGAGUGCGCCAUGAAAUAUCGCCUCUUCAUCUCCAAGAGCGAGGAGUGGAUGAAGAAGUUCCAUCACGUGCGGAAGCACCUCCUGUCUCUGACUGGUCAGUUCAGCAGCAUGGAACAGGAAGUGACCCUGCUCAUGCAGCGCGUGUAUCAACUGCUGGAGCUGUUACCGCAGAAGAUGGUGCCCAUGACGUCUGGAGGAAUCAAACCGCAGGCGUACCUCAGUCCCAACACACUGGUGGAGAUGACGCUGGGGAUGAAGAAGUUGAAGGAGGAGAUGGAAGGAGUCAUGAAGGAGCUGGCGGAGAACAACCUGUUCCUGGAGAGGUUCGGGACGCUGACGGUGGACGGCGGCAUCAGAGCCGUGGAUCGGAUGUGACGAGGUCGUCUCUCUCGGAUCAUCACGGCACAAAUGGACACACUGUUAGUUGUACAUAUGAAUAGAAUGUAAAUAAUACACGUCUUAAACUUUAUGCCAUUAUUUUAAUCUUGCGUUAAUUCUCUAGACUCUAUAAACUAGAGUUGCUCUUAACUCCGAAUAAGUGAUGUGAUUUUUGUUCUCGCCAUGAAAAUAAAGUAUAUUCGUCAUCAUUAUGAUCUGUGCGGUUAGUAAACGCUCCUGCUCGUGUUGCUGAACGGUACUGAAGGACUCUGAAGAUUCACUAAAGCAGAAGUGUUUUCCUUCAGUGUAAACGAAAGCACUAUUUUAUAGACAUGAAUGUUUGUUUCUGUAAAUGAGUAAAAAGAACAGCUGAGUUCUGAUAAAA